Messenger RNA from Penicilliopsis zonata CBS 506.65, 4553 nucleotides. RefSeq lists its product as hypothetical. NCBI's taxonomy places the organism in Eukaryota, Fungi, Ascomycota, Eurotiomycetes, Eurotiales, Aspergillaceae. The transcript has 3 exons. Gene Ontology annotation, molecular function: protein binding. Bases 34 to 4524 code for a protein of 1496 amino acids. The record is from RefSeq and is a predicted model, not a curated record.
AGACAUGAAAUUCAUCCACAGUACAAGACAGUUAUGGCUCAUGGACGAUUGAAAAAUCUCUUCCAUCGAUCUGACAAACGCCAGUCCAAACAAAACCCAUCUACCCAAAAUCAAUUGUUGCCGCCUAGCAGUUCUUCCGCCCAGAAUACGCCCACCCAGCCUGCAAAGCCCGACUUAUGGCAACGAGCGUUUGACGGCCUCGACUCCCGUCAGCAGGAGCUGCUCAAGUCAAUUCCCAUCCCCAAGUCGCAGGGAACUGCCAAUCCAAGUGUUGAAGACCGUUUGAAGGCGUUGAACGGGGUGGUCGACGAUGUGCAGAAGCAGUACGAGAUCGACCGAGAGAAAUCGAGAAUCAGAGAAUCGGCACAGAAAGUCAUCAAGGCAAUCCUCACCUUCAGCGAUGUCGUUGAGGGAGUCGCAGCAUUUGAUCCAACCGGGCACGCAACUGGUGUCUGGGCAAUUGUCUCGUUGGGACUGACGAUAACACAAAACUACCAUUGCCAGAAAAUGGCCUGGCUGAACUCCUCUGCGACUCUUGCUGACGUCCUGGCUGAAUAUAGCCUGGUGGAGGGGGAAUACCAUAGGGACCCAAAGACUGACAAACACGUCGAAACAGCUCUGGUCCGAGUCUAUAGUGCAGUUCUCACCUUUGCUGCUGAAGUGUGGUCUCGUCAGAAGCAUGGUAAAGUCACUUUGAUCUGGCAGAGCGUCACCGAUGGUCCUCUGUCCGAGAUGCAGAAAUCCAUCGAGAAGGAGCAGGCCCAUUUCGAUCGAUGGCUGCGCAUAUGUCAUCGACGGGAACAAAGACAGCGCGAAGAGCAGAUUCUCAAGCAGGCAGAUGAAAUGCUGACCGGGAUCGACCGAGUGAUGGUCUCGAUUAACGAACUCGGCGGUAAUAUUCUGUUCAGCCAGUUGAAAAUUGCAGAGGAGGCGUCAUACAAUGCAGACACCGGGGAGGAGUAUCAGGAAUGCCUGAAAGACACACGAACUGAACUUCUCAAGGAUAUCAAAAGCUGGGUGGCCGAUCCUAACAAGGAGGCCGUCUUCUGGCUCCAGGGAAUGGCGGGAACGGGCAAGUCUACUGUCUCCCGCACCGUGGCGAGGUGGUUAGAUAAUGAAGGCCUGCUGGGAGGCAGUUUCUUCUUCAAGAAGGGCGGGACAGACCGAGAAGAUGCGAGGAGACUCUUCACCACUAUUACGAAACAGAUGAUGGAUCGAUUGCCUCAGCUGCGGGAACCGGUCAAGAAGGUUAUCGAAGAAACUUCCAGUAUUGGAAGUGUCAACCCACGAGAACAAUUCAAUAAGCUACUUUUCCAGCCCCUCCAGAGCCUCAAACUGGGAUUGAAUUCCCCAUUGCUGCUGGUUGUCGUCGUCGAUGCCUUGGACGAGUGUCAAGUAGCCGCCCACGUCGAGGCUUUUCUAUCCACGUUGCCUGAACUGAAGAACCUCAGCGAUAUCCGACUGCGGUUCUUCAUCACCAGCAGACCAGAGCCACCCGUCAUCAGGGGGUUUCGGCCUGUCGAGAAUAAUGAGGUUAUUCUCCAUCAGAUUGCAAAACCCAUCAUCGAACACGACAUCGCGAUUUUUCUCCGUCAAAGGCUGGACGCGAUAAGACAGCAGCAUCUUAUUCUAGAUGAUAAUUGGCCUGGAGAAGGGAACUUUCAAGCCCUGGUUGAGAUGGCCGUUCCGCUUUUCAUCUACGCUGCAACGAUAUAUCGAUUUAUUAAUGCUGACGGAGAGCUGCCUGACGAACGAUUGCAAACAGUUCUGUCCUCGCGCUCAAAGCACGGAACGAAGAAUAUCGACAGCGAAUAUGCCAGGUUAGCGGACAUCUACGCUCCAAUCUUGAAGCAUACCAUAUCUCAAAAGAAGACGAACGAAUUGAAAAGCUGGAUGGAUGACUUUCGACGGAUUGUGGGCACCAUUAUUCUUCUCUACAGCCCGCUCUCCUCGUCCUCCCUGGCCGAGCUGAUUGAUUUGAAGAAGGAAAAGGUCUGGAUCCGACUAAGUUCUCUCCAAUCUGUUCUCUCAGUGCCAAAACAGAAUGAGGAAACGGUCCCCGUUCGGCUUCUUCAUCUCUCGUUUCGAGAAUUCCUGGUAGACCGUGAAGCCUCUGAUGCAUUUUGGAUCGACGAACAAAUGCAUCAUACCCGCCUUGCCGAGAGGUGUCUACAAUGUAUGAACCGAGAAUUGAAGAGGGAUAUCUGCCGUCUAUCUAGGCCCGGAGUUAAGCUGAACGAGAUUGAACAUACAACAAUUGAGGGACACAUUUCCCCAGAGCUUCGAUAUGCGUGUCGCUACUGGAUCCGCCAUUUAGAAAACAGCGGCCCAUCAGACAUCAACUGGGAACUGAUAGACACCUUUCUCAAAGCACAUUUCCUCCAUUGGCUCGAGGCAAUGAGCCUUCUUGGAUGGUGCUCGGAGACUACUGGAAAUAUCCUUAGUAUAGAGUCCCUGGCCAAGGACCAUGGCAACUCGGAAUUGUCAGCGUUUCUGUAUGACGCGCGUCGGUUCAUUCUACGACAUCGAGGCAUUCUCGAGGACGCUCCUCUCCAGCUUUACUACUCUGUUCUCUUGUUCACCCCAAAAUCUAGUAUUGUGCGAACCGUCUUCAGAAAGCAAAUACCGACAUUCGUCCAUUUUGAUCCAGCGGAUGAUGACUGGGGUCCAGUGCUGCAAACUCUGGAAGGUUAUUCAAGAAGAGUCAGUAGUAUAGCUCUCUCGCCGGAUGAGAAGAUCCUGGCAUCUGCAUCGGUUGAUGGAACCAUUUUCUUCCGAGAUUUCCAUACAGGCAGACUGCUUAACGUAAUGGAUGACCACCAGGAAUGGAUCCGAAGCAUUGAAUUCUCCCAUGAUGGGCAAUUUCUGGCCUCUGGUUCGGAAGACCAUACAGUGAAAGUAUGGGAAACAAAGACAGGCCAACUCUUGAAAACCCUCAAUGGACACUCACAGGCCGUGCAAUGUGUUGCUUUCGCCCCAAAGCAAGAUAGCCUCCUGCUAGCCUCUGGCUCAGAGGACGGAACCAUUCGAGUUUGGGAUCUCUCUACACCUCAAGACGAGCCAAUUAUUGUACUCCAAGGCCAGGAUGAGGGGGUUCGGGUCCACAGUGUCUGUUUCAUGAAGGGUGAUCGUCAACUCGCGUCUGCUACCGAUACCGGAAUCGCGGUUUGGGAUCUACAGAGUCACAGAAAGCGAGAGUUCUUUACGGGUGAUUGGGCUUUUGUGCACAGCCUCGCCUAUUCCCCCAAUGGUCACCUUUUAGCCUCGAUAUCGCUUAAUGACAGUCCCAUCAGGAUCUGGAAUCCAGACACAGGCACUUUACUGGCCACAUUGGAGCAUUCCGAGCUUCCAAACUCCAUUUCCUUCAGUCCUGAUGGCAGCCAGCUCGCCUCUGGCUCGUCGAACUGCAAGAUCCUUAUCUGGGACAUGGAAUCGCGCACCGUGGCCCGAGUGCUCCAUGGCCAUGCAUCUGGAAUCUGUGACUUGACUUUCUCCAAGGAUGCUGGGCUACUGGUGAGUGGCUCGUAUGACCGUACAGUCAAAGUCUGGGACCUCAAUCAUAAGUCAUCGGGAUCAAAACGACGUGACGGUAUGUCGAUUUUGACAUGCUCAUCCAACAAUGAGAUUUUGGCAACGCAUUCAGGCUCGUCCGACACCAUCACUUUAUGGAAUGCAAAGUCCGGAGCUCUACUCAAGGAAACGACAGGCCAUCAUACGGAUGUGCAGAUGGUUGUAUUCUCGCCAGAUGAGAAACAACUCAUAUCUUGUGGAAACGAUAUAGUCCAGAUUCUGGAUAUUGAUUCCGGUACUGUCCCAGCAACACUCAAAGCAAAGGAUGUUCGAGUUGUCAGUGUUUCGUCGAACGGCAGGUGGCUGGCAGCUGGCGCUCAAUCCUGUACCAUGCUAUGGAGUAUGGACUCAUCUGGCUUGAGUUCCAAUACAGCCGCACCGCAAAUACUGAACUGUGCAGGUUACUGGACGAGAUGUCUGGCCUUCUCUCACGAUGGGAACUUGCUGGCCUCUGCCACAAAGGAAUCUAUAACCAUCUGGAAAUUGAGCUUAGGCUCGGCUACUCGCCUCCAUGACUUGGCCGGCUUCUCUUCCUCACCCAGAGAUCUAACAUUCAAGCCAAAUGGAGACCAGCUUGUAGUUUUAACUGAUGAGAUGAUUUGCCUGUGGGACACACACACGGGAACACAGACUCAUCAUAUCAAGGUUGACGAAUCUCUCAGAUACUUGGAUUAUGCGGAGGACGGAACAUCCUUGGAGACAGAGAAGGGAAUUCUGCAUAUUCAGUCUGCACCGAUGGAUCUUGCCCAGCCAGCCCCAGAGGCAACGUUCCAAACCUCAAAUCGGAUCAUUCUUGAGGAGCCUUGGAUUUAUUUCAACGACGAGGCCAUUCUGCAACUCCCUCAGGAAUUUUUCUUAUUUCGUCCAAUGUUCAUACUUCACAAGGGGACCUUCAUUAUUGCCAACCACAAUGGCAAUUUCCUGUCCCUGCCUAGCACCAACAUAAAUAUUUAAUGCGUGCUUGCGCUAGAUUUCAAUUCCAG